Messenger RNA from Lolium rigidum, 2796 nucleotides. RefSeq lists its product as uncharacterized. The transcript is spliced from 3 exons. Lineage: Eukaryota; Viridiplantae; Streptophyta; Magnoliopsida; Poales; Poaceae. Gene Ontology annotation, biological process: regulation of DNA-templated DNA replication initiation; DNA replication; response to ionizing radiation. Bases 1 to 2796 code for a protein of 931 amino acids. Gene Ontology annotation, cellular component: nucleus. Gene Ontology annotation, molecular function: calcium ion binding; chromatin binding. The record is from RefSeq and is a predicted model, not a curated record.
AUGACGGCCAGCGCCGGCGAGCCCCACCGCGUAGUCCUCCUCGUCGAUCUCGACCCCCUCCUCCCUUCCCCAAACCUCAGUACUCCCGCCGCCCAGCCCGCCUCCUCCUACCUCGCCGCCGCGCUCCCAGCCGCCACGUCCCUCCUCGCCGCCUCCCCCACCUCCACCUCCCUCUCCGCCGCGCGCCUCUUCUUCUCCUCCCUCUCACCGAUCCUCUCCUCUUCCCUCCUCCCCAAGCACCUCCCCUCCGCCCCCACCCCGCUCUCCUUCGACCUCCACCCGGCCACCAUCGCCUCCCUCGCCCCGCUCCGCCGCCUCGCCCUCCCGGCCUCCCCGCACGCCCGCGUCACCGCCUCCUCCUCCUCCAUCGCCAAGUCGCUCCUCCAGCUCGAGCACGACUACCCCUGGGACGCCGAGCCCCAGCACGGCCGCCGCCGCCGCGUCACCGACCGGCCGCCCAAUUUGGUGGUCCUCUUCACGGCCGCCUCCAAUUUCGAGGAAUUCGGUGAGGACACGAGCUUCGGGAAGAGGUUUCGGGCGGUUUUCGAGCCGGCGAGGGACCGGCUCUCGUCGAGAGGGGUACAGGUGUGCUGGGUUGCCGUCGGUUCCGCUGGCGAGGGGAUUCGGAGGCCGGUGACGGAGCUAGGAUGGAGGUUUACGACAGCAGAUGCAGUAACGCUGGGGUCGGCGGUUGCUCCGCCAGCGCUCGUCUGGGGAGGUGUUGGAUUUGGGUGUGGAGGAGGUGGAGGGCGAGGUGAGCUUGUGCUGGAGAUUACCGAUGUGAAGGGGAAGCCGCUGGUCUGCAAGGGCUGCGAGGUCGAGAUGGUUAGCUCCACAUCGUGGCAGGUCAGCAGCCAUGGUGUGUCCAAGAUACAUGUGAAGGGAGUGUCUGAGGUGGGGAACUGCGAGCAGUUGAUGGGCAGAGAGUGCGAGGUUGUUCUGGUACGUGGGUUGCCACAGGAUAGGAGCAAGGGCGACGGCGAAGCAGCGGUGGACAAGGAGUUCUUCCCACAUCGGCUUCUUGAAUUGGUUCUCGCCGAUGAGAACAAUUGCCUUGGGGCUGGAAUGCCUAUUUGGCAGCUCAUUCUGGUUUUCCUUCACAGGAAAAACUAUUGCGCAAUGGUGUCUAUUUCUGAUGGAGAUGGGAAGUCUGUAGAUGGUGUUCUUGUACCUUUCUCGAUGAACUGUGCAGUACUGCAUGUCGAGAAGAAUGGCACUGGUCUGGGUCAGGUGGUUGCAAAAUGUCCUGAAACACUGGAUAGUUCCGUGCCUGAUCCAUCGAAGGAACAGAGUGCGAGGAAGAAGAGAAGCAGGCUGGUCAAUAAGCUACUCGAGGCAACAAGUUGGAGUGCCUUCUGCGAUGUGUUCCUCAAACAUGCUGAUGGCAGUAUGCCAGUGGUGGACUUGGAAGACCUGUAUUUCAGCAGGUAUGGCACUGCAUCGAAAAAGUUGCGGUUCUUGAAAUGUUGGUUGAAACAAUUGAAAUUGUCAUGUCUUGGUACUUCACCGAGCCUUCAAACAGAAGGGGAGACGUGUCCUUCCUCAAAGGAUGAAGGAGAGGCGAAGCUUCAAGUUUCAGAGGAGGAUGCCUCAGCUCCUCAUGUCAAUUCUUCGGUGGAUGAAGCAGAUUGUAACAAAAUGGACAAACCAGUGGAUGAAGCAGAUUGCAACAAAGUGGAGCAACAAGUGGACGAAAAUGGUUCAGGGUUCUGUUCUAUGGAAGAGUUAGAAGCAUUUCUUGGGAGUAUUCCUCAGAAGAUUGAGCAAGGUCUUUGUUCUGAAGAUGCUGAUUUGGGGAAUUUAGCUGAACGCUUGGUUGGCUUGUCUGUCCAUGCACUGCUGAUUAAGAAUGGAAAGAUCGCGGUGAAGUAUUUUGAACACAAUGAAGUAUGCGGUGUUUCUGAUGCAAAUAUUACUUACGAAGCUUCAAGUAUUCUGCUGAGGAAACCCAAAGAGCUUCUGUUGAAGUACAAAGACAACAAGUCAGCAUCUGCCGCAUCGGAACAACCAUCAAAAUACAGCACAGAUUACAAAAUCCGAGAACAUGAACUGCAGAUAUUGCUUAGGAUGGAAAUAAUUAGGUCUAAACUUGGACCUGAAUUUGAGGAAGGUUCAAAGCAGAAGAUGAUAAAAGAGAUCUGCUCUCUUUUGCAGUUCAUUGAUAUAAACAUCCAAGGGGAUUCAUUUCAGUCUGACAGUAUUGUCAAGUUUGCUGAGAAGACCAUCAAGUCCAGGUACAUGGAGUCCUUGGAGGAUGUGAUCAAGAAGAUAUACACGGAGAUGGAGUUCGAUCUGUUCGAUGAAGACGAUGUGCCAUGUUCAGACUCUGUACCCAGCAGCAGCAACCAGGACGAUGCCAGGGCUGACAGGAGCAGGAGAAGCCACGGGAACUGCACUGGCAGUGCAAGCGCUCCCACACUCCACACGAGGAGCAGCCGCCACGACAAGCACGAGGCGCAGCUGGCGCGAGCGCAGGAGCGGCGGGACAGGGAGCGGAGGUUCUCCUCCUUGACCAGCUGGGUGCCUGACCUGCGCCGUGUGUGGGCGCUCAAGCACCCGGGGAAGGAGCCUCCACAGGCGACGGUGCCUCGUUCCAGGCAGCACUCCAAGCGGAGGAAGCGGCGUGUGGCGUGCACCGACAUGGUCUGCGAGACGCCCAUGAUGGCCGCGAAGAAGCAGCAGCACGAGCAGGCCAGGUGGGAGUCCCAGGAGGGAGAUGAGAUGAUGUCGUUCGGGUCCGUGUCCAAGACCUUGUUCGACGACGACACAGAGAUAAGCAGCUCGAGCAGCGUGUAA